AAAUACAACUCCUUUUCCUUCCCACAAAGAUGGAAACUUUCUGCUCAAAUUUUGAUCUUGGAUCAUCAAUCCCCUUUUCAAUCUCCAAAUCUUUGAUUAAUCCAACUACAAAAUCAUUUUUUUCCUGUAGAUUUUCACCCUUAAAUCAUGGUAAAACACCAAGAUUUAAAGGGGUUGUUCCACAAGCUUUAAGCAGAAAGGAGCCUAUUGAACAGUUCGAGAAGAAUGAUUUUCUUGAAAAGAAUGAAAAUUUGGUGAAAUGGGUAGGAAAAGGAUUUGUUGGAUUAGCUGCUGCUUUGUUUUUGUGUUGUAAUUCUCCAGCUUUGGCUGAGUCUCUUACUGUUGCAUUUCCUGUCUCUCACACACCUGAGGUAAAUACAGUUCAGAGGACAUUAAUAGAGGCUUGGGGUUUGAUUAGAGAAACUUUCGUAGAUCCUACUUUCAAUCAUCAAGAUUGGGACUUGAAACUGCAACAAACAAUGGUAGAAAUGUUUCCCUUGAGGUCAGAAGAUGCUGCUUAUAGCAAAGUCAGGGGAAUGCUAUCUACGCUUGGAGAUCCCUAUACGCGCAUUAUUAGUCCUAAGGAGUACCAAAGUUUUAGAAUAGGAAGUGAUGGAAACUUGCAAGGUGUUGGCCUCUUCGUCAGUGUUGAACCGAACACAGGGCAUCUGGUUGUGUUGUCAUGUGUGGAGAAUAGCCCAGCUGCACGUGCUGGUAUUCGUGAAGGAGAUGAACUGCUUGAGAUAAAUGGGGAGACGCUUGAUGGAGUUGACAGUGAAACAGCAGCUCAGAAACUGAGGGGCCGUGCUGGUACAAUUGUUACAGUCAAAGUUCACAGUGGUAAUGCUCCAGGAAUAUCUGGUUACAAAGAGGUUAAACUACCUCGCGAAGUGAUUAAGCUUUCGCCAAUAUCCAGUGCCAUCAUCCCCCAUAAAAUGCCUGAUGGUCGUCUCUUAAAAACUGGAUAUGUGAAGUUGUCAAGCUUCUCUCAGUCUGCUGCUAUGGACAUGGAAAACACAAUUCAGGAAAUGGAAACUCAGGGUGUACAAUCAUAUAUAUUAGAUCUUCGGAAUAAUCCUGGAGGUCUGGUUACUGCCGGGCUAGAUGUUGCCCAGAUAUGGCUAGAUGGCGACGAGACACUUGUGAACACUAUAGAUAGGGAUGGAAAUAUGUUACCAAUUAGCAUGGUUGAUGGACAUGCUGUAACACACGAUCCACUAGUCGUCCUCGUGAAUGAGGGCAGUGCAAGUGCUAGUGAGAUUCUGGCUGGGGCACUCCAUGAUAAUGGCCGUGCGAUCCUUGUUGGGCAUAAGACUUUUGGCAAAGGAAAGAUACAGAGUGUUACACAGUUGCACGACGGAUCAGCUCUAUUUGUUACAGUGGCCAAGUAUUUAUCUCCAGCACUUCACGACAUCGAUCAAGUGGGAAUAACACCUGAUGUUCAGUGUACAGUUGACAUGCUUAAUUCACCCAAAGACGCCUUCAAGAACAAGAGUCCAUCCUCAUCUUUGGAGGCUGAUUCUUGCAUCAUUGUUGCAGAACAUGAAUUGGAUAUUCAAAAAUCCGAGGGCUCUGCUUCUUGACUAGUUAGGAAUACCAACAGUCUAUUGCAUUUGUAGCAUACUAAUCAUUGUAUAGUAGGAGAUUUAAAAUGGUAGGAAUGGUUUAUGAAUAUAAACUAUAUUGUAUAGAAGUAAAGGUAACAUAAGUACAAUCCAAUGAUCAUAAGCAGUAUUCUUUUCGGUUCAUAAUAAGUGAUUUUCGGCUAUUGGCACA
Molecule: messenger RNA, 1776 nt
Organism: Nicotiana attenuata
Lineage: Eukaryota; Viridiplantae; Streptophyta; Magnoliopsida; Solanales; Solanaceae
Product: carboxyl-terminal-processing peptidase 3, chloroplastic
Exons: 12
Coding region: 30-1583 (517 amino acids)
Biological process (GO): proteolysis
Molecular function (GO): serine-type peptidase activity; endopeptidase activity; protein binding
Source: RefSeq, a predicted model, not a curated record